UUGCAACAAUCUUGUGCAGCUUGCUGGGAGCCCCAAAGGAGAGGAAGAUCGGUUGUCCCUGUCUUAGGCUUGCUGCUUCCGUUUAGCGUCUAUCAGAUCCUUUGUUUCCCAGUUUUUGCUUGAGACGUCGACUACGCGUGUUUCACCCAACGCAGGGCUUGCUAAAGCGCCCGCUCAGUCGCAAAUAUGGCGCCAGAAAGACAAGGAAAAAGUGUCUUCUUGGGGAAUAUACCCUACAACCUCACUGAAGAGCAGGUGAAAGACAUCCUCAGUUCCGCUGGAACGGUGACGAAAUUCCGCCUCAUGAUGAAUCCUGAGACAGGCAAGCCGAAGGGUUAUGGGUUCGCCGACUUCGCAGAUGCAGAUGCUGCUGCUUCUGCUGUUCGAAAUCUGAACGACUACGAGAUCAUGGGAAGGAAGAUCCGGGUUGAUUGGCCACACAAUAACGAGAAGGAUUCGAUUCCUCCCGACUACUCUCAGCAAUCCCAGAUGGCCGGACAGGCUCCUGAUAGCCAGUCAGGAUACCAGCAACAAUCAACGUCUUUGCCUCCUCUCCCUCCUGGCGUCGACGUACCACCACACCUGGAUUGUCCAAAUGCGAUUUCUCAGACUCUUUCGUCACUCUCUCCUCCUCAACUACUCGAUGUGCUCUCUCAGAUGAAAUCUUUGGCAGUCGCAGAUCCUGCGCGAGCUACAGAGCUCCUUCGACAAGCCCCUCAGCUUGCCUAUGCCAUAUUCCAAGCAUUACUUCUUAUGAACCUAGUCGACUACAGCACGCUAGGAUCCGUUGUUGAACAAGCAGCACAGCCUGCUGCUGCUGCAGCUGCUCAGCCCUAUCAGCCUUACGCAUCUGUCCCAGGCCAAAUAUCGACACCACCAGUCCAUAACGCUCCUUUUGCACCUCCGCAGGCACAACAGCCAAUGCCUGCGCAGCAACAGGUUCCCGGCCAAGACGAACUGUUGCAGCAGGUCCUGAGCAUGCCUCAGGCUGCCAUAGAUGCACUGCCUCCAGUGGAGCGGAGUCAGAUCAUGCUUCUGCGCCAACAGUUGAUGCAAGGCGCAGGCAGGUAAUGCGUUUCGAUAUCUCCUAACGCUUACGCGAUGUCUCUGUCUCUUCUUAUCUCUCGCAGAAACGGCGGUAAUUUUAACUGGGAAUGGAUGGCGUAAACUGGAAGGUUUGUCACAAGGUUGCAUGCACUAUUUGGUGUGAAAUGGUCCAGAGCGUCUGCAGCUACGGUAUGAUCGAUCUCGUUUUGAAUGGUGGUUGCGAUAUGCCUCAUCUGCUUGAACUGCCAGGUAUUUCUUUGCGUAUUGUGUAUCUAGGACAUAAUUUAUUCUCUGGUAGAAAUAGUGCCAGGAAUAAAAAAACAUAUUAUGAGCGGAUGAAGG
Paecilomyces variotii is the source of this 1389-nucleotide messenger RNA. Its product is annotated as putative polyadenylation factor subunit CstF64. The transcript has 2 exons. Gene Ontology annotation, biological process: mRNA 3'-end processing. Lineage: Eukaryota; Fungi; Ascomycota; Eurotiomycetes; Eurotiales; Thermoascaceae. Gene Ontology annotation, cellular component: mRNA cleavage and polyadenylation specificity factor complex. The record is from RefSeq and is a predicted model, not a curated record. Bases 187 to 1071 code for a protein of 294 amino acids. Gene Ontology annotation, molecular function: mRNA binding.